Molecule: messenger RNA, 1143 nt
Organism: Naegleria gruberi
Lineage: Eukaryota; Heterolobosea; Eutetramitea; Acrasida; Naegleriidae
Exons: 1
Coding region: 1-1143 (380 amino acids)
Molecular function (GO): protein binding
Source: RefSeq, a predicted model, not a curated record
AUGAAGGCGUUUUUAAAGAAUUUUGCAAAGGCUAUUGGAGGUUCCGAUAAAGUUUCUUCUGAAAGUCAAGUCUUGUUGGAGAAUAUUCCAUUCGAAGCCAAAAUGAGGGAACAAUAUCCUUGUAAUGUGCUUGGUUAUAGUACUUUUUACAAUGAUCAAGGACUACCAAAUGAUAGAACUCAACAAUGGUGUCCAUAUCAAGUUAUUGGACCACCUACUUGUUAUCCAAAUUUAGGAGAUAAUGUGACUGCUUGGUGUCCUGCUGGAAUGGCUGGUCCUGAACACAUUAUUGUAGAAUAUGAAAAGCCAGUUAUUGCAAAGGAAGUUCAUGUUUAUGAAACCUUAGGACCUGGAUCAACUUGUAAAAUAUCUUGUAAAGUAUAUAAGGGAGAGGAAGAUAAAUCAGAAGAAUGGAUUGUCUUGUGGGAAGAUAAAACAGUCGUGACAAAUGUUUCGGCUACAGCAGCAAGAGAUUUUUCUCCUCCAAUCUCUCAACUAGUUCUUACCAAGGUUAUAAGGGUAGACUUGAAUAUUACAUCCACUUGGUCUGAAAUUGAUACAAUUAAAUUAGUAGGAAAUUAUGAUGUGGAUCAUGUGGAAAUUACAGAACUUGGAUCAGAAUAUAGACAAUUGUUCACUCAAGCUCAGGAAGAUGGGCAAAACUACUCCGAUGUCACCAUUUCUUUGGUUAAUUCUGACAAGCAAAUUAAUGCACACAAGGGAAUUAUUGCUAGUAGAUCGCCAUAUUUACUCAAACAAUUGACUGUUCAAGAUGGUCCACAGAUUCAUUUAGGGCUUGAUGUCUCUUUUGAAAGUUUAAAACAAGCCAUCUCAUUCUUGUAUUGUAAUCAUUGUGCUGUUUCUCUUGAUACACUUUUUGAGCUCUAUGCAAUUGCCAACAUUUUUGAUUGUGAUGAUUUGAAAGAGUUUUGUGAACAUAAUUUGACACUCUUGCUUACUCCAAGUAAUCUUCAGGAAGUUUAUGAUAAGGCAGUUCAAAACCAUCAUACAUCAUUAACAGAUACCAUCCUUAGAGUUAUGUUCAAGCACUACGAUAGAAUACAACAACUUGGUUUACAACAAAUUCUCACAGAGAAAGAUGCUCUCACCCUUAAAAAUAUGAGACGAUCAAAUAGUAAAUAA